Messenger RNA from Lachancea lanzarotensis, 492 nucleotides. It is a transcript of the gene LTO1, whose product is annotated as LALA0S11e02410g1_1. Bases 1 to 492 code for a protein of 163 amino acids. Lineage: Eukaryota; Fungi; Ascomycota; Saccharomycetes; Saccharomycetales; Saccharomycetaceae. The record is from RefSeq and is a predicted model, not a curated record. The transcript has a single exon.
AUGGAUUUUUUCGAUUAUGUGCUGAAUUUGGAAGAACAGUUUUAUCAAGAAGGCUAUCAGGAAGGUCGACACGAAAACCUGGCUCAUAACCUCAUUGAGGGCAAGCAGUAUGGUCUUCAAGUGGGCUUUCAACGUUUUAUUCUUAUAGGGUUGGUUCAAGGUUGCUGCAGUGUCCUUAAGACGUUGGAAUUGAACGCUUCAAUCGACAAAAAUAUAGACUUGAUAGUUGGUCUUAUUAGUGAGAUUCCUGGCGAUAAUGAAGAUGUCAGCGUGCUAACAUAUGAGCGUAACUUGGUGAAGCUUAAAAACAAGUUUAGAGUGCUCCUUAUGGCGCUCAGUAAACACUGGAAACAUCUAGCUCCAGACUCUGGCGACAGACUGACAUUCGAAGCGGUUGAAAAAAUGUCAAAAAUCGUUGCUGGCGAACUGAAUGCGUUUGCUGAAGAAACAGAUGCAGAAUCCACCCCACAGCCGCAGGCCGAUAUGUGGUAA